This is a messenger RNA of Letharia columbiana, 1941 nucleotides long. RefSeq lists its product as uncharacterized. The transcript is spliced from 3 exons. Gene Ontology annotation, molecular function: pseudouridine synthase activity; RNA binding. The coding region runs from base 1 to 1941 and encodes 646 amino acids. Gene Ontology annotation, biological process: tRNA pseudouridine synthesis; mRNA pseudouridine synthesis. The record is from RefSeq and is a predicted model, not a curated record. Gene Ontology annotation, cellular component: nucleus. Lineage: Eukaryota; Fungi; Ascomycota; Lecanoromycetes; Lecanorales; Parmeliaceae.
AUGGCUUCCCAAGAGAACCGAGAGCAUUCUGCUCGGUCGACAACCCACCAAAACGGAGAGGGAUUACCACAUUUUGCGCACAACAGAGGUACCGGCAAUUCGAGAGUGGGAGGCAGAGGCAACUCGCGAUCUGGACACAGAGGUGGCUCGGGAGGCCGAGGACGUCGAGGAGAUCAAGGGCAUCGAGGAAAUGGGGCAGGUAGAGGAGCUUGGGUGGGGUCCAAUAAGAAGAAAGAAGUCGGGCGCGCAGAAUGGGCUCGUACUCCAUUUGACCGAAGAGCACGCAACAACGAGCGAGCUGCGAAACGACAAAAAGUAGACGGCCGAAAGGAGGACCUACCAGUCUACGCUACCAAGUUUUCGAAAGAGGAGAUUGAGACUCAGGAGAAGAAACCUAAGCGGAAGGUCGCUGUGAUGCUUGGUUACUCCGGCACUGGAUAUAAGGGCAUGCAGCUAAAUCACCAUGAGAAGACUAUCGAGGGCGACCUAUUCAAGGCCUUUGUUGAUUCAGGUGCGAUAUCGAAAGCCAACGCCGAUGACCCGAAGAAGUCCUCGCUCAUCAGAUGCGCUCGUACUGACAAGGGAGUCCAUGCUGCUGGCAAUGUGAUAUCGUUGAAACUCAUCGUCGAGGACCCAGAUAUAGUCGCCAAGAUCAAUGAGCAUCUGAGCCCACAGAUACGAGUUUGGGGCAUCGAGAGAACCAAUGGUAGCUUCAGCUGCUACCAGCACUGCGAUUCGAGGACUUAUCAAUAUCUCAUUCCAUCACACUGCUUUCUACCACCUCAUCCGAAAAGCUUCCUUGCCAAACAGAUGGUAGAGCUUGCAGAAGAGGCCAACGAUCUGGAAGGCUAUCAAUCCCGUCAAAAGGAGGUUGAAGACGUCUGGUCUAAGAUGGAAGAGGAAUAUGUCAGACCUGUCAUUGAAGAGAUGGAACUCUCAAUACGGGACGAAGUACUCAGAGCAUUCUAUGAGCACGACAACAGUCCUGCAAAUAGCGCAUCGACGAUUGGUACCGAAGCUCUGAAGCAAACCAUCAGUGGUGUUCCCAACCAGGUUAAAGUUAUCUCAGCAGUUGAGGAUGUUAGUGCCACGGAAAGCAAAAAUAGUCAAGAAAGCACUGCAGACAUCUCCUCAGUCCUAGCGCUCGAAACAGUCAAUGUAGAAGCCAUGGAGACGCGAGAAGAGAGGCCGAGAGAACUUACGCCUGUGGAAAUCGCCCUUCGUGAUCUUAAAGCCGCCCAUAUCAAGGCAAAAAAGGCUUAUCGAAUUCACCCUGCUCGCGUUGCGCGAGUCCGCUCCCACCUGUCCCGCUAUAUUGGCACACAUAAAUUCCACAACUACACAAUCGAAAAGACCUUCAGAGAUCCUUCCGCCACAAGGGUUAUAAAAGCCUUCAACGUAGACGCUGUCCCUAUCAUCAUCAAUGACACAGAGUGGCUUUCGCUCAAAGUCUGGGGUCAGAGCUUCAUGAUGCACCAAAUACGUAAAAUGGUCAGUAUGAUCGCUUUGCUCGUCCGCUGCGGUUGUCACGAGGGCCGCAUACAGGACUCCUAUAUGGCUGAUAAACUCAGCAUACCCAAAGCACCUAGUCUGGGCCUUCUACUUGAAUGCCCUGUGUUUGAGGUCUACAAUGAGAAGCUUGAAGGGUUCGGAUACAACAAGAUCGAUUUCAGCAGAUAUGAGGAGGAGAUGGAAGAAUUCAAGCAGCGGGAGAUCUAUGGGCGCAUUUUCCGAGAAGAGGAAAGGGACCAUACCUUCCACUCUUUCUUCGCGGGUAUGGAUAACACCCGGAGUUCGCAGUUGUUCUAUCUGUCAAGCGCUGGAGUCGAAGCUACCAAGAAAGAGAUCAAGAAAGAUACGUUGACGGACGCGGCGGCGAAGACGAAUAUUGGCGAAGUCUUGAGUGAAGAUGAGGGAGACGCAAUAGACGAAGAAGGAUGA